Molecule: messenger RNA, 1173 nt
Organism: Mesorhabditis belari
Lineage: Eukaryota; Metazoa; Nematoda; Chromadorea; Rhabditida; Rhabditidae
Source: the annotation of a GenBank genome assembly
AUGAAUACCUGGCCGGUGCUUCUCGUUGUGUUGGCCUCAGUGCUCGACUUCUCCUCGGGAGAAGUCUACCGUCAACAUUUAGUCAGACGGGUUUCCCCGAUGACCCGUAUGAUCAACAAAGGCACUUGGGCUGCCCAUUUGAAAGAGAAGGAUCUCGCUAGAGUUUCACCCAUUCACACAUUGGGAUCGUUCCCGCAAAAGGUGUACGACUAUGAGGACGAGGAAUACCUUGGAAACAUCACAAUUGGAUCAAAACAACAACAAUUCAAGGUUGUCUUGGACACAGGAUCGGCUAAUCUCUGGAUUCCUGACAAAACUUGCACCGGAAAGCCAUGUGAUGGAAAAGACAAAUUCGAUCAGACUCAAUCAACCACUUAUCAGAAGAAUGGACGCACUUGGACAAUCCAAUACGGAACUGGAUCGGCUCGAGGAUUCCUCGGAGUCGACACCGUCAGCUUUGGAGCUCCGUCCGAGAAUCAGUUGGUCGUCCCCACCACCACUUUCGGACAAGCCAACUCGAUCGCUGCUUUCUUCACCGGUGAUCCGAUCGACGGAAUCCUCGGAUUGGCUUUCACCUCAAUCGCUGUCGACAGCGUUGUUCCACCAUUUAUCAAUGCCAUCAACCAAGGUCUCGUCGACGCUCCACUCUUCACCGUCUAUCUGAUGCACGAUGGUGCUCAAGACGGAGCUUACGGAGGAGUGUACACUUAUGGAGGACUUGACACGCAAAACUGUGGAGAUGUGAUCGCCUAUCAACCACUCUCAUCAGCCACCUACUUCCAAUUCAAGAUGGAUGGCGUCAAAUCCGGAAGCUAUUCGAGCACCAAGGGAUGGCAAGUCAUCUCCGACACUGGUACCUCGUUCCUUGGAGCUCCAACUGCCGUUUCCGAUGGAAUUGCUAAGGCCGUUGGCGCCACUUGGGAUCCAAACAAUCAAGUGUACAACAUCGACUGCAAGGCUCAGGCCUCAGUAACAGUGACAAUCGGAGGAAAAGACUACACCAUCUCCUCAGCCAACAUGAUUGUCCCUGGUGAUAGCGGAUGCUGGCUCGCUCUCUUCCCAUUCGAUGAAUUCGGCCUCGGCUGGAUCUUGGGUGACCCAUUCAUUCGUCAAUUCUGCAACGUCUACGACAUUGGAAACAAACGUGUCGGCUUUGCUCCAUCAAAGCAAAUG